CAGAACUAAGUAAGGAAAAAAGCAUGUUAUUCAGAUGAUUGUAGAAAAUUGCAUUGUUUGGUUGAAGGUUCUGUUAACCUGCAGAGCAAUUAUUAAAAGAUAUUUCACCUUUGCUGAAAGACCAAAAGGGCUGGACUUUGUUUCCUCCACUUUAAGCCCUGUAGUUGGUCAUUGGUCGUUGGUUAUCCGAGGAAGAGAAUGUUUGUGCUGAGGGUGUGUGUUUGCUUUGCAGAGUGGCUGUGAGGAGAACGUUGUGGUGUGCAGCGAGUGCGGCAAGGUGUUCUCUGGUCGUUCCAGGAAGACUAAUUUGAAACAGCACAUCCUGACUCAUACGGGCGAACGACCCUAUCUUUGCCCGCACUGCCCGCACAGGACUAACCACAAGCCAAAUCUUGUCAAGCACAUUCGAGUAGUGCAUAGAGCUCCUGCGGUCUCUUCCAUGCCAGCUGUCUUUACAACACCUGAUGCUUACUCCCAUUUGUAGAUUACUGUUAUCAGGUUAACUGAAGAUUAGAAAUAUUUUAAUGAUUAACAGAAUAAAAGCAACAACACAACAACCAAAACUUGUUGGAUAAAAAUGUGGAAUUAAAAAGAUCCUAAAGUUGAUGUGGCUUGUUCAUUCGGCUACUAAAUAUGUAUGGACCGGGUUUGAGCUGAGGGUGUGUGUUUGCUUUGCAGAAAGGUUGCGGGGACAAUGUUCUACAGUGCAACGUGUGUGGCAAGUUGUUUAUGGGCCGAUCAAGAAAGAAUAACCUGAAGCAGCACUUACUGACUCACACUGGGGAGAGACCACAUCUGUGCCCACACUGUCCAUACCGCAGCAGCCAUCGCCCCACUCUGAGAAGGCACAUCCUCACAGUCCAUGCUAACCUGGUUCACCAACACGCACAAGCACAGUUCAGUCCUGCCUCCUAUUCAUUCACGAGAUGAAGGAUAGACUCCUCCUCCUUAUCCUAAGUAGGCAGUGGAAAGCAAAACCUGAUUCUGCUGCAGAGCUACUGGCAUUUUGUAUCAAGACUUGCUUCUUGUUCUGCCAUGUUCUUGAAGCAGGCGUGAGCUCGAGAGGCAGUGGGGAGGCGAUUUUGUGUCCAGUGUGUGGGAAGAUAAUCAGCGGGAGGAAUAAACGUCAGAACCUCCAGUACCACAUGAUCACGCACACAGGCCACAAGCCCUUCCAGUGUCCCUACUGCCCACACCGUGCCAAUCGCAGUGAUAACAUGAAAAUACACAUUCGCUCACGCCAUCUGAGACAGACCUCCUCGACCAAAUCCCUGACCUCAGAACCCUCCCAACCCAACCCAACACAAGUAGUUGAGGCCAACUCAUUAGAGAGUCAGAUUCAGGACCAGGCCACCUUGUCUGUGCUAAAAUCUUUUGAUGCUGUAGAUCAUGACUUGGGGGACUUUUAGAGAUUUGGUAGACCAUUGCUUAGGCUGGGGGCGAUAACCAACGACGUGCCCCUGACGUGCCACGUGUGCAACAAGGCAUUCUCUGGCAGAAACAAGAGGCAGCACCUUUCCACCCAUCUCAACAUUCAUACGGGCGAGAAGCCCUUCCACUGCCCCUUCUGUCCCC
Molecule: messenger RNA, 1575 nt
Organism: Penaeus indicus
Lineage: Eukaryota; Metazoa; Arthropoda; Malacostraca; Decapoda; Penaeidae
Product: zinc finger protein 536-like
Exons: 3
Coding region: 927-1409 (160 amino acids)
Biological process (GO): regulation of DNA-templated transcription
Cellular component (GO): nucleus
Molecular function (GO): DNA-binding transcription factor activity, RNA polymerase II-specific; RNA polymerase II cis-regulatory region sequence-specific DNA binding
Source: RefSeq, a predicted model, not a curated record